AAAGAAGAACCAUAGCUGAAGACUGUAGUCAAUCUCGACGUUGUGACCGCUUUAGAUUUAAGGUCGAUCCGGAUCUGCAUAAGCGUGAGCACCAACUCGACCGCUAUUCAUUUAUAAGCUCCAGUGAGAAGUUGCGACCACCACGUCGGUCGAAGUUAAUAACACAAGGAAAAGGAAGUCACGCGAUUGAAGUAAUAAGGAUGAUGAAACAACACGGUUGAUACAUUUAAAGCGUUAAUACGUCUCGAACGAACAGGGUGCGAUUACACACAUAGUUACUAAAGUACACAGACGACUGGAAUCGUGUUCUUAUUAAAUGUACUGCUCAUGCAGCUGCUCGGUAAUCUAACAGCAACGACUGGAGCAUGGCUGACGAAGGAUCUGACGCAUCUAAAAAGGAUGAUAUCCUAGAGGACAGCAAUGCUGACAGCAAAGCCGACAGCAAAGUGCCAGAUGAAACCAAAUACGAUGAUGCUGAUAAAAUUCCGACGAUAACUACUACGAAAAAUGCUUUAAUAACGACGCAACUGGGACCGUGCGAAGCCUAUCCGCAUUCUGUCAAAAUUUCGAUCGUGGGUGCAAGGAAAGUUGGAAUGGCUUGUGCUAUCGCAAUUCUGAUGAGACGGAUAGCGAGUGAGGUCUGUUUGAUCGAUCAAAAUUCAGACAAAGCUUCUGCCGAAGCCGAGGACAUUCAACACGCUGGUAUUUUUCUGGGAUGCCCUCUGGUAGUUGGCACAUCAGAUAUCUACAAGGUAAAAGAUUCGACGGUAGUAGUAAUUGCGGUUUGUGAAAAGAAACUUGAAGAGGAGGUCAAUGUCAAGCACAACAUCGAGGUAUUCAAGAAGAUCAUUCCUACAAUUGCAAAGUUGGCUUGCAAGGCGGUGUUACUAGUUGUGACUCAACCGAUCGACGUGAUGUCGUACAUCACUUGGAAGUUAUCCAAGUUUCCUUCAAGCAGAGUGCUUGGCACGGGUACUCUGCUUGAUAGCUGCAGGUUUCAGGAUUUACUGAGUCGCAAGUUGGGACUGGCGCGAACGUCAAUCAAUUGCAUGAGUAUCGGCGCACAGGGCGACACAUCUGUUUCCAUAUGGUCGAGCGUUCACGUGGCGGGCACGAAGAUACGAGACAUAAACCCACAAAUGGGAGAGGCGGAUGAUCCCGAGAAGUGGCGUGACAUUUCCGAAGCUGUAAACAAAACCGACACGGAGCUUAAUCGGAAGAAGGGUGAGGGAGGACCGAACUGUUGGGCUCUCGGCUUCUGCACUGCUGAGAUCAUCGAUGCCAUCGUCAGGAAUACUAAAGUCGUGUUGCCAGUGUCGACGUACAUACACAGUUGUGCCCACGGGACCGAUAAAGACAUGUACAUGUCGGUACCCUGUGUUCUCGGUCGGGAAGGUGUGUAUGCCACGGUGCGACAGAAGCUGAACGAACAGGAAAAGACGGCGAUACAACGGUGCGCCGACAGCAUCCGCGAUGUGCUACGUGAGUGUGGCAUUCUUCGCGAGUCAAGCGACAUUGAAGAAAAUAUUCACGAUGUCAAGCGACUUUUGGUUUGCUUAAAUUAUUUGGUGUUGUACCUCGAAGUAGAAGAAUAUCCAUGUAUCGCGGAUAUGACCGAAACGAGAAAGAAAUUACCUGAGGUAGCCAGCAACACGGUAACUGUUUUACUGGCCAAACAGGCAGAACAUCUUGUGGAUGGCCAUCGUGUCAAGGUCGUCGUCGUGGGCAGUGCGCCUAAGGGUGUUGCGGUCGCUAUAGCUAUUCUAUUCAAACGCCUUGCCUCCGAGCUCGUCCUCAUAGAUGUGAACGAGGAUCUCGCCAAGGCAGAAGCAGAAGACAUCAGCCAUGCGGCAGCAUACCUCGGCAAUCCCAGAAUUGUCGGUACCAAAGGUGAAGCCCGAUGGGAGGAGGUUGCAGAAAAAUACGAUAAAUCAUCCAACAUGCAUUACGCUCCGAUAGAUUAUGCUUGUGCCAGAGACGCAGCAGUAUGCGUGAUCACAGUUGGAAGCCAGUCUCGUGAAGAUCUGCGGCCAGCCGAUUAUCUAGAGCAUAAUCUGAAAAUUUUCAAGGACGUCAUUCCUAACGUUUCCAAGUACGCGCCGAACAGCGUUCUUCUCAUUCUUUCAAAGCCAGUUGAUAUUCUAUCGUACGUUGCUAUGAAGCUGUCUGGAUUUCCACCAAAUCGUGUUAUAGGAUUGGGAACGUUUCUAGACAGCUGUAGAUUUCAGUAUUUUAUCGCUCAAAAACUCGGACUUUCAGCAAAUGCGAUUCAAGCGUUAAUCAUUGGCGAGAGCGGACCAGCUUCUGUACCGGUCUGGUCCGCUGUUGCGGUAAUGGGCAUGCCUUUAAAAGAUAUAAAUAAAGAGAUCGGCACUAGAACGGAUCCGGAAUCCUGGAGCGAUUUACAUGCGAAAGUUGUCAAUGCCGAUAAUGAAUUGAUCCUCAAGAAAGGCUAUCACAGUUGGGCAGUUGGAAUCUGUGCAGGCGAAAUUGUUGAUGCUAUCGUGCGCAAUACUUGUGCUUGUUUUACUGUCUCUACGUUCAUGAAGGUUUAUUGAUAAGUUUUAUUAGAACUAUUAAACUUAUGUUUAGUGAUAUUAUUUA
Acromyrmex echinatior (Panamanian leafcutter ant) is the source of this 2604-nucleotide messenger RNA. RefSeq names its product L-lactate dehydrogenase. Gene Ontology annotation, molecular function: L-lactate dehydrogenase (NAD+) activity. NCBI's taxonomy places the organism in Eukaryota, Metazoa, Arthropoda, Insecta, Hymenoptera, Formicidae. Gene Ontology annotation, biological process: lactate metabolic process; pyruvate metabolic process. The record is from RefSeq and is a predicted model, not a curated record.